This is a messenger RNA of Pseudopodoces humilis (Tibetan ground-tit), 5051 nucleotides long. RefSeq names its product formin like 2 (gene FMNL2). Gene Ontology annotation, biological process: cell migration; cortical actin cytoskeleton organization; regulation of cell shape. The record is from RefSeq and is a predicted model, not a curated record. NCBI's taxonomy places the organism in Eukaryota, Metazoa, Chordata, Aves, Passeriformes, Paridae. Gene Ontology annotation, molecular function: actin filament binding; small GTPase binding. Gene Ontology annotation, cellular component: cytosol.
GCAGCGCGGAGCGGCCGCCAUGGGCAACGCGGGGAGCGUGGACGCGCAGCAGACGGAGCUGAGGGCGCACAGCGUCCCCCUGAAGCUGCCCAUGCCCGAGCCCGGAGAGCUGGAGGAGCGCUUCGCCGUGGUGCUGAAUGCCAUGAACCUGCCUCCCGACAAAGCCCGGCUCCUGCGGCAGUACGACAACGAGAAGAAGUGGGAGCUCAUCUGUGACCAGGAAAGAUUCCAAGUGAAGAAUCCUCCACACACGUACAUCCAGAAGCUGAAGGGGUAUCUGGACCCAGCAGUGACCAGGAAGAAAUUCAGGAGACGAGUCCAGGAGUCAACCCAAGUGCUCCGAGAACUGGAAAUUUCCUUGAGGACAAACCACAUUGGAUGGGUCAGGGAGUUCCUGAAUGAGGAGAACAAAGGCCUGGAUGUCCUGGUGGAAUACCUGUCCUUUGCCCAGUAUGCAGUCACGUUUGACUUUGAGAGCCUGGAGAACAGCGUGGAGAGCUCCAUGGACAAGUCCAAGCCCUGGAGCCGAUCCAUCGAGGACCUGCACAGGGGCAGCAAUCUCCCCUCUCCUGUUGGGAACAGCAUCUCCCGCUCCGGCCGGCACUCCACUCUCCGGUACAACACGUUGCCGAGCAGGAGAACGCUGAAGAACUCGCGGUUGGUGAGUAAGAAGGACGAUGUCCACGUGUGCAUCAUGUGCCUCAGGGCCAUCAUGAACUACCAGUACGGAUUCAACAUGGUCAUGUCCCACCCGCACGCCGUCAACGAGAUCGCGCUGAGCCUCAACAACAAAAACCCCAGGACAAAGGCCCUGGUGCUGGAGCUCCUGGCAGCCGUUUGCCUCGUCCGAGGGGGCCACGAGAUCAUUUUGUCUGCAUUUGAUAACUUCAAGGAGGUGUGUGGGGAGAAGCAGCGCUUUGAGAAGCUCAUGGAACAUUUCAGGAAUGAAGACAACAACAUUGACUUCAUGGUGGCCUGCAUGCAGUUCAUCAACAUCGUGGUGCACUCCGUGGAGGACAUGAACUUCCGAGUGCACCUCCAGUACGAGUUCACCAAGCUGGGCCUGGAUGAGUACCUGGAUAAGCUGAAGCACACGGAGAGUGACAAGCUGCAGGUGCAGAUCCAGGCCUACCUGGACAACGUUUUCGACGUGGGGGCUCUGCUGGAGGACGCGGAGACCAAGAACGCGGCCCUGGAGAGGGUGGAGGAACUGGAGGAGAACCUGUCCCACCUAUCUGAAAAACUCCAGGACACGGAGAACGAAGCCAUGGCCAAGAUUGUAGAACUGGAAAAGCAACUCAUGCAAAGGAACAAAGAACUGGACGUGAUCCGGGAGAUCUACAAGGAUGCAAACAGCCAGGUUCACACCCUGAGGAAGAUGGUGAAGGAGAAGGAGGAAGCCAUCCAGCGCCAAUCCACGCUGGAGAAGAAGAUCCACGAGCUGGAGAAACAGGGAACCAUCAAGAUCCAGAAGAAAGGGGAUGGGGACAUCUCCAUCCUUCCCGUGGCCCUGGGCUCCGGGGCGGUGCCGGUGGGAGCCGAGGCGGUGCCGGGGGCCUGUGCCACGCCUGGAGCGGCCACCUCGGUGCCACUGCCACCACCUCCCCCACCCCUGCCCGCCCUGCCGGGCUCCCCCGAGGCAGUGCCCAACGGCCCCGUGGCGAUGCCCUGGGAGCCUCCACCACCACCUCCUCCUCCUCCACCACCUCCUCCUCCUCCUCCUCCUCCUCCUCUGCCGGGCCCAGCUCCGGACGCGGCUCCGGACGCGGCUCCGGCGGUUCCGCUGCCCCCUCCGCCGCCGCCCUCGGCUCCCCCCCUGCCCGGCACGGCCUCGCCCACCGUGGUCUUCAACUCCGGCCUGGCAGCUGUGAAGAUCAAGAAGCCCAUCAAGACCAAGUUCCGCAUGCCCGUCUUCAACUGGGUGGCCCUGAAGCCCAACCAGAUCAACGGCACCGUCUUCAACGAGAUCGACGACGAGCGCAUCCUGGAGGAUCUGAACGUGGAUGAAUUCGAGGAAAUAUUCAAAACAAAAGCCCAGGGCCCAGCCAUGGAUCUGACUUCCAGCAAGCAGAAGAUCCCUCAGAAAGGAUCCAACAAAGUCACGCUGCUGGAUGCCAACAGAGCCAAGAAUUUGGCCAUCACCCUUCGGAAAGCCGGGAAAACGGCGGAUGAGAUCUGCAAAGCCAUCCACGUGUUUGACCUGAAGACGCUGCCGGUGGAUUUUGUGGAAUGCCUGAUGCGGUUCCUGCCCACGGAGAACGAGGUGAAGGUGCUGAGGCUGUACGAGAGGGAGAGGAAGCCCCUGGAGAACCUGUCUGACGAGGACAGGUUCAUGAUGCAGUUCAGCAAGAUCGAGCGGCUCAUGCAGAAAAUGACCAUCAUGGCCUUCAUCGGCAACUUCUCCGAGAGCAUCCAGAUGCUCACCCCGCAACUCCACGCCAUAAUCGCUGCCUCUGUCUCCAUAAAGUCAUCCCAGAAACUCAAGAAGAUCCUGGAGAUCAUCCUGGCCCUUGGGAAUUACAUGAACAGCAGCAAACGAGGGGCUGUGUAUGGAUUUAAGCUGCAGAGUUUAGACCUGCUCCUGGAAACGAAGUCGACGGACCGGAAGCAGACGCUGCUGCACUACAUCUCCAACGUGGUGAAGGAGAAGUACCAGCACGUGGCCCUGUUCUACAACGAGCUGCACUACGUGGAGAAGGCAGCAGCAGUGUCCCUGGAGAACGUCCUGCUGGAUGUGAAGGAGCUGCAGCGGGGCCUGGAGCUGACCAAGCGCGAGUACACCAUGCACGACCACAACACCAUGCUCAAGGACUUCAUCCAGAGCAACGAGGGCAAGCUCAAGAAGCUCCAGGACGAUGCCAAAAUAGCCCAGGAUGCCUUUGAUGAUGCUGUGAAGUAUUUCGGGGAGAAUCCCAAGACGACCCCACCCUCCGUCUUCUUCCCGGUGUUUGUCCGCUUUGUGAAGGCCUACAAGCAAGCAGAGGAAGAAAACGAGCUGAGGAAAAAGCAGGAGCAGGCCUUAAUGGAAAAACUCAUGGAGCAGGAAGCGUUGAUGGAACAACAGGACCAAAAGUCCCCAUCCCACAAGAGCAAGCGGCAGCAGCAGGAGCUGAUCGCGGAGCUGCGGCGCCGGCAGGUCAAGGACAACCGGCACGUGUACGAGGGCAAGGACGGCGCCAUCGAGGACAUCAUCACAGCCCUAAAGAAGAAUAAUAUCACUAAAUUUCCCAAUGUUCACUCGAGGAUCUCCGGAACCAGCCGUACCGCCGGGCCGACGCGCUGAGGAGGAGCGUGCGCCGCCGCUUCGACGAGCACGGCCUGCGCUCCAACGGCGCCGAGCUGGCCAUGUGAGCGCCACGAGCUCCGCAUCCCGCCUUUUCCAGGGAAAAACGGACCUUCGGAGGGCUCCCGGCCCCGCGCCGGGAUCUCCACGCCAAGUGCCUGAAAUGGAAGUUCCUGCUCCCGUGGAUCCCAGCAAUAGGAUUGGGGUUGGUUGGGGGCGCCAAGGCUCUGCAGGGUUUGGAACCAAAAUGUAAAAUAUGGGUUGGUUCGGGGGAUUGGGUUGGUGAGAGCUCCCGUGGGCCUGGUUGGAAACUGGGAAUACUGGGAAUACUGGGAAUACUGGGAAUACUGGGAUGUGCUCGGCUUGUAAUGCUGGGCCGAGGGGCGGGCCCGGCCUCCAGCUGCACUUAACGGCUCUUUCUUAAUUCAAACUACAAACAAAGACAUUUAAGGGCUUUCUGGACGUGGAAUUAAAAUAAUCCCAAGGAGCUCCCAGCCCUUUUCCCAGCCCCUGCAGCCUCCCAGUGGAACGUGGGAUCCCAAUCCCAGGGAUAGGAACAGAACAGGAGCUUCCCCCAGUUUGGGACGUUCCAGGGCUCGGGCUGGGGGGGGCAGGGAAGGCAGCCUUGGGAUAACAGCGUAUUUAUUAAUUAGCACUAAGCAAUUAACACCCAGUAAUCAGUAUUAAGCUCUGAGGACCACUGCAGCCCAGUUCCUGGCAGGGGCAUUCCAGCCUGCUCCGGCUCCGAGACAUUCCUGCUCGGAUUCCCUGCUGAGGCUCCUUUGGAAGGGAAGCCCAGCCUAAAACUCCCGCCAGGUUUUAGGUUCAGUUUUAGGUUCGGUUUUAGGUUCGGUUUUAGGUUCUCCGUGGCAUUUUCCAAGCCUAAAAAGGGACGGGAGGCUGACUUAGGAGCGUGGAGCAGCGGGAUGGAUCCCACUCCGUGCCAUGCCAGCAGAAUCCAGGAGCUGGGAAGGGCUGGACCGAGGAGAAAUUCAUCCUUCCCAAAUCCCAUUUCGCUUCCCUGCCUGGGCUCAUCCAUCUGUUAAUUGUAAAAUUUCUUGUAUAGUAUUUAACCACUGAAUUUCUCUGCCCUUUCCCGUUGUGCUCCCACUGGUGAAGGUCCCUGUUGGAUUAUUUUUUUUCCUUGGAUAACGUGUAGUUAUAUGAUAAUCUGUUUUUAAAUGUACAGAUAUUUUGCUACAAAAUCGGUGCAGUUUUUUAUGGUUUUUACACUUCCCCCUCCCCUCCCACUUCAGCCUCUGGGUAAUAUUGUAAAUAUUGUUUAAAAAGGAAAUAAAUGCAUCAAGCCUGUGCUAUACAAUCUGAAUGUUAUUUUAACUUAUAGUUUUUGUUUUUAUAUUUAACUAAAAGGACAGUUUGGGACUCGGAGUUACCACAUUGACCAAUUUCCAGGAAUUUUUUUUUCCUUGAAAAACUGCCAAGUUUUCCAUUUCCAGCACUGUGUACUUGACCUGCUAAAGAGAACAUGCCACUGUUGCAAGGAGUGUUUACAUCAAAGAAAACCGGAUAAUUUGAAUUUCAAAUUUCAGCAGGUGUCGGGGUAUAAACACUAAAUCUCAUUUUCUUCAGCUCAAAGGUAUUUUUUUAAUAAAAGCCCAAAAUGAAAGCCAAGCUGGCAUGUUCUCUUUAAUAUUUUUCUAGUCAUAGAUCUGCUUCUUAGCAAGAUUAGAAGUGUUUUCUAAAGCAGUUCACGUUCCUUUCCUGGUCUGUUCCUGCCAUAAAAUCAAAUAAACUAUUUACACUACUA